AUGCCUUCAGUGACUGAGCGGACAUCUCAGCCCUGCUUCUUCUAUGGCUCGCUCAUGGAGCCAAGAGUCCUCAAUGCCGUCACUCGUCCAAAGCCAGGCACCGAUCUCUUUAUCGUCCGUGCCUCUGUCAAAGGCUACACAAGGUACACAUACCACAACCAACCAUUUCCUGGAAUGAUCGUGUCCAAGGACCCCAAUGAAAUUGUCGAAGGUCUCUUAGUCUUUGGACACUCUGAUGCAGAACGUCGUAGACUCGACCAAUUCGAGGGACCAGAAUAUCCUCGCACUUCACUGCCUGUCACCAUCCAUGGUCAGGUCCCUGCCCGGUUCACAGCUGAGAAGCAACAGAGCUACGAAGCCGAGUCCACCGUCGACGCAUUUGUCUACCUCUUCACAGGACCCCUCGAACACCUUGAUUUGAAUAGACCCUGGGAUUAUGAGGCAUUCAAACGGGACAAUGUCGUCGCCUGGACUACCGCCGAUGAUAUAUUCAAAAGCAUGAUCCUGCGUUCAGAAGAGUGA
Molecule: messenger RNA, 522 nt
Organism: Gamsiella multidivaricata
Lineage: Eukaryota; Fungi; Mortierellomycota; Mortierellomycetes; Mortierellales; Mortierellaceae
Exons: 2
Coding region: 1-522 (173 amino acids)
Source: RefSeq, a predicted model, not a curated record